Molecule: messenger RNA, 3495 nt
Organism: Eucalyptus grandis
Lineage: Eukaryota; Viridiplantae; Streptophyta; Magnoliopsida; Myrtales; Myrtaceae
Exons: 9
Coding region: 1-3495 (1164 amino acids)
Source: RefSeq, a predicted model, not a curated record
AUGGGCUACUUCAUUGGUCGCCGAAUGCCUUUUAAGGUAGUUGAGGAGGCUAUGAAGAAAAUGUGGGGGCCAAACCUUUCUGAAGUCAUGUCAAAUGGCAAAGGUCUCUUUAUGUUUCGCAUUCCUGAUAGGGAAUUCCGUCGAAGCGUGCUUGAAAGUGGUCGGAUAACGGUUGCUAGAAUACCACUUGUGCUGCAGCAAUGGACCCCUGGUCUUGAGCUGAGAAGGGAGACCCACCGUGUGGUUCAUGUUUGGGUUAGACUAUCGAACAUCCCCUUUUCGUGUUGGUCCGCCCACUUCAUCGGGAGAGUUGCAAGUGCGCUUGGCAAACCCCUUUAUGUGGAUAAGAGUACAGAGCAGGUGAAUAGCCUUACCUUUGCUAGGGUCUGCAUCGAAAUUACUGCUGAUCAACCUGAUUGGAAACUGAUUGAGACAACCCAUAAUGCGGCUAUUAGGCCUGGUGGACCUGGAACAGAACGUGUCGAUGAUGGUCCUUCUUCAAAGGAAUCCGAACCUUAUAGCAAGGCUGCAAGUGGAAAUAUCUCACAGCAAAUCAGACCAUCUUCGGUGGCGUCUGAGGAUCGAGGGGGAAGGUCUUCGGGUGCGCCGUUGGUCCCUUUUACGGAAUCUGCAAUGGAUGUAGGACAGACCAACUCCUUUGGUGGUUCCUCUCCUCUUGUUCAGCAGGUUGCGAAUCUGGAGGUCAAAGGCAAGGAGAAGGAGCAGAAGUCGCAGAACUUGAAUGCUUCGUUGACACCAUACUCGGAGGCGAGGCAGCCUUGCAACCUGAAGGAAGCUGAAGAUGAGACCAGCAAUAUUUCAUCUAAAGAAGACGGUGGCCACACGCCUAGACCCGCUCCUUCGAGUGGCCUUUCGGAACCUACUAGGGCUGGUUCGAGCCAAGAUCAGCUUCUCCUUUUGCUGCCUGACCCGCCGGGACCUUCUCCUAUGGAGGACUCGAAAGCGACUAGAAGUAGGCGCAGGGGCGCCAAGCGGAAAGGUAUUAUGAACCCUGUCAGAAGGGCGGAGAUUAGAAAGUUUGCUGUUGCAAAUAAGCUUUGCCUUAUUGGGCUUUUUGAAACUAAAGUUCCAGAGCCUUUGUUUGGUUCCAUAUCUUCCAAUAUUUUGAGAGGCUGGAAUUGGAUUGCGAACUAUGAUUUUGCUCCGCGCGGUAGAGUCUGGAUUGGAUGGGAUCCAGCUACCGUCAGUUUUGAGUUGAUCUCUUCGAAUGACCAAGCCAUCCAUGGGUGCUUGAAGGGGUUAUCUUCUAAUUUUACUUGCUGUGUUUCCGCUAUCUAUGGAGAGCAUUCCUUUAUGCGGCAGAGGCCUCUUUGGUCUGAUCUUAUCAAUUGUGACGAUUUUUUUCAAGACUAUGCCUGGAUAGUAGCCGGAGAUUUUAAUGCAAUCAAGGACCCUUCUGAUCGCGUUGGUAGCUAUAAUGCCUGGAUCCCCUGUUUUGAUGAUUUCAAGUUAUGUCUGGACCAAACGGAACUUGAGGACCUCAGGUACUCUGGCCUUCGGUUUACCUGGUCGACCUCGGCGGGUGCGAAUAGGAAGAUGCGAAAAAUUGAUAGAGUUCUUGUCAACUCUAAAUGGAGAAUGGACUUUUCAUACUCGGAGGCGUCGUUUCUCAAUCCUGGAAUUUCUGAUCAUACUCCUAUGGUUGUCAGGGUUGUGGAUCCGUGUCCAAGGAGGAAGCCUUUUAAGUACUUUGAUUUUUGGGUUGAGCACCCGGACUUCCAUUCUACGGUCUUGCAGGUGUGGGAUAGUCAAGUUUGGGGAGUUCCCAUGUUUAAACUAGUUUCGAAGCUGAAAUUGUUGAAAUCUCGCCUCAAGGAUCUUAAUCUGGAGGCUUUCUCGGAUAUUUCUCUAAGAACUCUUGAAGCGAGGGAAGCCUUGCGUUCUACUCAGCAUCUCCUUCAGUUGGAUCCUGAAAAUAUUCCACUAGCUGAGCUUGAAAAAGGGCAGCGCCGUGCUUUUAUAGACCUUCAUGGUCAAGAGGAAUCUACGGUCGUCUCGGACCCUGAUUUGGUGCCUCAAGUUUUUCUAUCUUUCUUUUCGGAUCUACUUGCUCCUCGAGCUGGCUUAGCUAAGCCUGAUCUUCAAGAGCUUACUUCUCUUAUUCGAAAGCCGCUUUCCGAUAGCCAGGUUUAUUCCCUAGCUUCUCCUGUCUCUGAUUUGGAAGUUAAGAAGACCUUGUUCUCGCUUGCGAAGGGAAAAGCCCCUAGUCCAGAUGGGUUUACAGCAGAAUUCUUUAAAAGUAACUGGGAUAUCGUAGGCCCUUUAGUUAUAGAGGCUGUGAAAGAUUUUUUCUCCUCAGGUUGUCUUCUUAAAGAAGUUAAUGCGACUAUCCUAGCUCUAAUUCCUAAGGUGCCGAAUGCUUGUGAAGUAAACGACAGACCGAUUGCUUGCUGCAAUACUAUCUAUAAGCUUAUCACCAAGAUCUUGGCCAAUAGAAUUGCGCCUGUACCUCAGGAUAUUGUAAACCCGUCCCAGAAUGCGUUUGUAAAAGGAAGAAGAAUAAGGGAUAAUAUCUUAUUGGCUCAAGAGCUGUUUGCAGGCUUCCACCUAGACCCAUACCUCCCAAGAUGUGCGGUCAAAGUGGAUUUUCGCAAGGCCUAUGACACUGUGGACUGGGAUUUCCUAGAGCUUACUCUUACUACCUUCCGGUUUCCUCCGUGGAUUAUUCGUCGGAUUAUGGCUUGUGUACGCACACCCAGGUUCUCUAUCUCUAUUAAUGGGGAGCUUCAUGGCUUCUUCCCAGGAGAUUGGAAAUCGGCUGUGAUCCUCAAAAGAAGCCUCGACAUUUUCCCUUCAUGGAGUGGUCUUCUCCCCAACAAAAAUAAGAGCGACAUCUUUCUUUCGGGAGGUGAUCCUGCUUUGUGCAACAGAAUCCUCCUAGCAUUUGGUUUUCAGGAAGGUAAACUCCCGAUUCGGUACCUUGGAGUGCCAAUUAUCUCAAAGAGGUUGAGUAAGGCUGACUGUACUCAGUUAAUUGACCGCAUUACCGCGCGAGCCCGCUCCUGGUCCCACAGGUUCCUCUCUUUUGCUGGGAGACUUCAGCUCAUAAGAUCCUGUAAAUUGCGGUUGGAGAAUUGUGGUUUCUUGCUUCCUCCUCUUUCGGUUGAUAGCGAUCAUUUUGUGUGGCGUCAAGAUUCUUCAGGGGCCUUCUCCGUAGCUUCUGCUUGGAACGCCAUCAGAGCUUCUAAAGCCAAAGCACCUUGGACUUCUUUUGUGUGGGAUAAGGAUUCAGCCCCUCAGUUUCAAUUCCUCUUGUGGCUUAUUACUAAAAACGACUUGCCAACGCAGUCACUUCUUCUCUCAUAUGGAAGGAUCGAUUACUCGGUCGUCUUCAGCACGGAUGUUCUAGGCUUCGUCCAUGGAGAUCUGGUUGCUGAAUCUGGUGGCUGGGCUGUGUCUGUUGUUUGCGCUCUUUCUGUCCUUGCCCUUUGUGGCUUUUGCGCGGCUCCCUUCCACUCUUUUGUUCACAUUUAG